AGAUAUUUUGCUAUCUUGCGCCUCUCUCUUUCUCUCGACGCUUUUUGUGUAUAAGGCAGUAGCAUCAUUUUCAGAGAGAGAGAGAGAGAGAGAGGAGGAAGGAAGAAAAUCUCAAGGGUUUAUGCCCAGAUAUCCUCUGCAAUAACCCUAACUUUCUUCUUCUUCUUCUUCUUCUUUAACUUCUUAGAAAUGGAGUUUGUGGGAAGACCAGUGAAGAAGGAGUUUCAUGGGUUUGGGAUUUUCUCGGGACUCGUCAAAUCCUAUGACCCAGAAUCUGGUUUCUUCGAAAUACUGUACGAAGAUGGCGAUUCUGAGGAGCUGGAAUGGUCUGAACUUGCUUUGCUGUUGGAGGGUGAGGUGGCUGAUCCUGGUCUGGUCGAGUUGACCCAGAAGCCUCGGGUUGGUCGCAAGCCCAAGAAGCGGCGGAGAGUGGAGAUUAAGCACGAAAAUCUGGAGAAUUCAGGUAACACUUCUGGACAUUUGGAUAAUUUGAAUGGUGGGUUUUCGGAAACCCUAGGGAAUUCUGGGGAAGGUGUGGGAAAAUUUGGGGUGAAUGGUGGCUUUGAUUUGAAUGAUGGGUUUAAUUUUAAUAAUGGGUGCAGUUUGAGUGUUGAUUGUGAGGAAAAUGUGACGAGGAGUAAUUAUAUUGAUUUGAAUUUGAAUGUGAAUGGUGAUUUUGAUGAAAGCUCAAAGGCGAUUGAGUUGGGUUGUGCUGUUGUGGAAACCCGGAAGAAGGGAUGUUCUUUUGAUUUGAAUUUGGGGUUAGACGAUGAAAUGAAGGACGCAGAUGUUGAAUGUGGAGGACAGUUGACAGAAAUUCAUGUAGAUGGUGGUGGUGGGGGUGGUGCAAAUGGGACUUUGGAGGGAGGUGUCUCAGCGAAGGGUGUCAAUGAUUCCAGAGAGUUUGUGUUGGCAGAUUCUGGUUUGUGGCAGGUUGGAGUUCCAAGGGAAGAUGGUAUUUCAAUGGCACUUUGGAUGGAAAAUGCUUCUAACUGUGUAAAUCAUAGUGCAUUUUCUGAAGUUCAAUUGGAGGGUCUCUCUGGAGAUGGCAUUGCGGUAAUCAGUGGAUGUCAGGGAAACUUGGUAAGCCCAUAUAACGAAGGAAAAAGAGGUAGAAAGAGAAGAAAACUAUUAAAUAAUUUGACAUCUGGGACAGAAACAGUGUUGAGAAGAAGUACUCGAAGAGGGUCUGCCCAGAAAGGUAAUGUUUCAAGCACAAUGGUACCAUUUGCAGUCAGUGAUGGAUCCCCAUCUGCAGCUGUUAGUCUAGUAUCAGAGGGGAAGCCUAUUAUCUCUGGUCAUGCAGGAAUUGAAGAUUGCAUUGGUCUUCCCCCAAAGCUGCAAUUGCCCCCUUCAUCACAGAACUUGAAUUUGGAUGGAAUUCCCAUAUUUGACUUUUUCUCUGUUUAUGCCUUUUUAAGGUCAUUUAGUACAUUAUUAUAUUUAAGUCCCUUUGAGUUGGAAGAUUUUGUGGAAGCAUUGAGAUGCAAUUUUUCUAACCCUUUGUUCGAUUCUGUCCAUGUUUCUCUAUUGCAAACUUUGAGAAAGCAUUUGGAAUUUCUAUCAGAUGAAGGUUCCCAAUCUGCUUCCAGUUGUUUGAGGUGUCUUAAUUGGGGUUUGCUGGAUUCAGUUACAUGGCCUGUUUUCAUGGCUGAAUACCUACUGAUUCAUGGUUCAGGUUUGAAACCUGGUUUUGAUUUUAGUUGUUUGAAGCUAUUUGACAAUGACUACUGCAAACGACCUGUGGCUGUAAAGGUUGAGAUACUUCGAUGUCUGUGUGAUGAUGUGAUUGAAGUGGAGGCGCUAAGAUCAGAGCUCAGUAGAAGAUCAUUGGCAGCUGAGCCUGAUAUGGAAUUCAAUCGGAAUGUUAACAUUGAGAUAUGCAAGAAAAGGAGGGCUAUGAUGGAUGUUUCAGGUGGUUCUUGCUUGGCUGAGGAGGUUGUUGAUGAAAUCAAUGACUGGAAUAGUGAUGAAUGCUGCCUCUGCAAGAUGGAUGGAAACUUAAUAUGCUGUGAUGGAUGUCCUGCUGCAUAUCAUUCAAGAUGUGUAGGUGUUGCUAGUGAUCUUUUGCCAGACGGUGACUGGUAUUGCCCUGAGUGUGCGAUUGACAAGGAUAAGCCCUGGAUGAAGCAGCGAAAAUCACUUCGAGGAGCAGAGCUGUUGGGAGUUGAUCCUCAUGGUCGUCUGUAUUUUAGCAGCUAUGGUUACUUAUUGGUGUCAGAUUCAUGUGACACUGAAUCCUCAUUCCAUCAUUACUCCAGAAAUGAAUUGAAUGAUGUUAUUGAAGUGCUGAAGUCUUCAGAGAUUCAUUACGGUGAAAUAAUAACUGCAAUCUGCAAGCACUGGGGAUCCUCUGUUAAUUUAAAUGGAGCAACUAGCAGUUUGGACUCUGAGAACCGUGCUAUAUUGUCAGAUAUGGUUAGGAAAGCACAAACCACUGCCAUUUGUAUGACCCCGCUACCUUUGACACCUGAAACCUGUGCGGUUAAGGAGGAGAGCACUGAUGAAAGAAAGCCAGGAGAGAAAUCUGUUGCUGAAGUUUCUCUCAGCUGUGGGGUUUCAAAGUCUAUUACCUUGUUGAAUUCAACGAUUGUGAACAGUUCUAUGGAGAUAGAAAAUCCUAUUGCAAGUUCUGAACAAUCAGCAGAAAUUAUACAAUCGAGCACAGGCAUUCAGAAUUUCCAGAAUCAUGGGUCAGACUGUUUAAAUAUAUCUGCUCGAAUCUCAAAUCAAGCUGAGAGUCCUGAAAAAACCUCACCUGUUGGGAACUGUUCUAUAUCUACUAGCAUUGAUGUUGAACAAGAAAAAAAGAUAGAAUCUGCAGUCGAUGGCCAUACUUCAUCUCCCAUACACACGAGAAAAGAGGAUGUAUCACAGGUACAAUGUGGAAUUGAUUACACAAACUAUUACAGUUUUGCUCAAACAGCCUCAUCAGUUGCAGAAGAGUUAAUGCAUAAGUCAUCCGACAAGAGCAAAGAACACUCCACGACAUCAGCUGAGGAAAUAAUUUCAGCACAGAUAAAAGCCAUUUCAAAGAAUUUUACGAAGUUUUGUUGGCCAAAUGCUCAGAAUCUAAACAUGGAUGCUGAGAAAGAAAAUUGUGGGUGGUGCUUCUCUUGCAAAGAUUCCACUGGUGACAAGAAUUGCUUGUUUAAAACGAAUUUUAUGGUGCCUGUUCAGGAAGGUUCUAAAAGUGAGGUGGUUGGCCUCCAAUCAAAGAAGAAUAGGAAAGGCCAUCUUGUUGAUGUCAUAAAUUACAUCCUCUCUAUUGAAGUUCGCCUGCGUGGGCUUCUCAUGGGUCCAUGGAUGAAUCCACAUCAUGCUAAACUUUGGUGUAAAAAUGCUCUCAAGGCAUCUGAUGUUGCAUCAGUAAAACAUCUGCUGCUCACAUUAGAGUCAAAUUUGCGUCGCCUUGCACUCUCUGCUGAUUGGUUGAAACAGAUGGAUUCUUUUAUUACAAUGGGUUCAGCUUCUCACAUUGUGAUAAGUUCUCGUGCAUCUUCAAAGCUUGGGGUUGGGAAAAAACGGACUAGGUGUUCUGGUUUUGUCUCCAAACCUUCAUCAAAUGCAGCCACAGGAUUGAGUUUAUUUUGGUGGAGGGGUGGUAGGCUUUCACGUAAGUUGUUCAAUUGGAAGGUUUUGCCUCGCUCUUUGGCUUCCAAGGCUGCUCGACAAGCUGGAUGUACAAAGAUACCGGGCAUAUUAUAUCCUGAAAGUUCAGAAUUUGCAAAAAGAAACAAGUAUGUUGUCUGGCGAUCUGCUGUUGAGACCUCAACAAGUGUAGAGCAGCUUGCUUUGCUGGUUAGAGAGCUUGAUUUGAACAUUAGGUGGGAUGACAUUGAAAACACGCAUCCUCUCUUUAAGUUGGACAAGGAAGCUAGAAAAUCUAUCAGGCCAUUCAGGAAGGUUAUAAUCCGCAGAAAGUGCAUAGAAGGAACAAUAUCAAAGUAUCUACUUGAUUUUGGCAAGAGAAAAAUCAUCCCUGAUGUGGUCGUUAAGCAUGGGUCUAUUCUUGAAGAGUCCUCUAGUGAAAGGAAGAAAUACUGGCUGGAUGAAUCUCAUGUUCCCUUGCAUCUCUUGAAAGCCUUUGAAGAGAAGAGAAUUGCUCGCAAAUCCAGUAAUAUUAAUUCCGGAAAACUACAUGAGGGUGGUAGAGAAAUGAAGAAGCCCUCCAAGGACAAGGGUUUUUCGUACCUUUUCUUGAAGGCCGAAAGAUUUGAGAAUUAUCAAUGUGGACACUGUAAGAAAGAUGUCCUGACCAGGGAAGCUGUAAGCUGCCAGUACUGCAAAGGCUAUUUCCAUAAAAGGCAUGUCAGAAAAUUUGUUGGUUCCAUCAGUGCUGAAUGUACGUAUACAUGUCAUAAAUGCCAGGAUGGGAAGCCCAUGAAGAUCAACGCAAAAAUUGGGAAUGUCCAGUCUCAAAAGGGUAAAAAAGGCUCCACAGAUUUGUAUAAGAAAAAAGGAAAAGCCUACAAAAAUUGCAGGCUAUUGGGAUCAAAAAGUGGUAAAAAAAUUUUCACAAAGGAACAGCCUGUGCGUUCAUGUAAGGGUAGAAAACCCUCCACAGGUAAACGGCCUGUACGAUCACUUGUCAAGAGAGAAGUUUCCACAGUUGUUCCUCUUCGGCGUUCAGCAAGGAAAAUUAAAUUUGUGUCUCUGCAAAAUAAAAAUCUUGAAGAACAGGACACAGGCAAACAGGAAAAGGGCAAACAGGAAAAAGGUAAACAGGUUAAAUCAAUGAAAUCCAAAAAGAGGACACCUAAGAAGCCAAAGAAAGAGACCUCUUGGAAGAAGAAGAAGAGGAGGACACUGGUUUGUUACUCUUACUGGCUUAAUGGUCUCCUAUUGUCUAGAAUGCCAAAUGAUGAUCGAGUGAUGCAGUUUAGGAGGGAAAGACUUUUUGUCCCUUCUGAACACUUGAACGUUGUCAUUGAUAAACCCACCUGUCAUCUUUGUGCUGAAGCAGGACAUACACCAAUGCUAAACUACAUUAACUGUGAAAUCUGUGGAGAUUGGUUUCAUGGAGAUGCUUUUGGACUUGAUGUGGAAACUAUUGGUAAUCUUAUCGGUUUUAGGUGCCAUGAAUGCUGUAAGAGGACACCCCCUGCAUGCCCACAUUUGCAAGGAAUGAGCCGCGAUGAGGCACAAUUGGAUGAGGUGAAAAGUGAUGUAGGGAUUGACUGUUUGGUGCCCCCAAGUGAGGUAUAUGUCAGACAAAAAUCUCAGUCAGAUGAGGAUUCUCCAGGUUUAUUUGUGGUUGAUGAGUCCAUUCAUAAGGAGGAGCACGUAGGUGCAGUUCCAGGUUCAAAUCAGGGGCCCAUUUUGAAACCUAAGUUGGAAGGUGAAAACGGGCACUUGCUCGCUUUUGAGAUGCAGAAAACAGAUGCAACUGAAAGUUCAGAUGAUAAGGAUUUUGAAGCUGGUGUACCAAUGAAAACUGAAGAGAAUCUUACAUUGGAAGAGAAUACCAUUGAGUUAGGAAAAGAAAAUGUUACUGUGGAACCCCCAUCCUGUGAGGCUGUUGUUGAUAUGACAGACACAGAUGUUGCAUCAUCAAGGCAUGAGGAAGCAACUAAUUGUUUGUUGAAAUCAAUCAUUCUAGAUGAGGCAGUGGGGGAUUCACUUUUUCAGGCGAAGCUCCUAUCCUGCAAGGCUGAUGUGGAUGUGACAGACACAGAAAUGGGAUCAUCAAGGCAUGAGGAAGCGACCAAUGGUUUGUUGAAGACAUCGGUCAUCCUAAAAGAGCCAGUUGAUGGAACUCUUGUUGACUCAUCUAAGUUGCAUCAGACAAUUCUGGCAUCAGGUGAACUAUUAGAUAUGGGAGAAAAAAAAUGUUUAGAUUAGAUUCUGAUCUGUCCUUCAACUGAUGUAACAAGGCUGCCAAUACCAUAGAGGCUAGAACCAUUUGUGAAUAUUCUAAUGUCGUGGAGAUUCUGGGCAGAAUUAAAAAGCUAUAUUGGGAUAUUCAUUUAAAACUGAAAAAUAAAGUCCCCAUUUGAGGAAUGAUUUACAUGGGCAAGAGCAAGAGAACUGCUUCACUCUUCUUUGUUUCUCUCUCUUUUUCUUUUUCUUUCUUUAUUUAUUUUUUUUUUUUGGAGUUUUUUUAAGGUGGGAGAUUGCUCCCUAUGUUUCAUUUUUGAUGUUUGAUUCAGAAAUGGUUAGCAGUUUGUUCUUGGGAUGGA
Vitis riparia (riverbank grape) is the source of this 6182-nucleotide messenger RNA. RefSeq names its product DDT domain-containing protein PTM. Lineage: Eukaryota; Viridiplantae; Streptophyta; Magnoliopsida; Vitales; Vitaceae. The record is from RefSeq and is a predicted model, not a curated record. Bases 190 to 5844 code for a protein of 1884 amino acids. The transcript is spliced from 9 exons.